AAAUAAAAGACUAUCCUUUUAAGUUUUAACAACAUUCGUCUGCUUUCCAAACACGCCCUGAGAAGGAGCUGAAGACGAUGAUAGCACAGUAGCUAUAGCCGUUGCCAAUUGCAGGAGAGACAAUGCAGUCGUCGUCAGUGAUGUUUCGACGCUUUUGCUGUUUCACGUCAACCCGUCGCCCUUCUUCUUCUUCUUCUUCAGUAAAUCCUUGCACUAAGAAAAAGCGACUUGUCUUCCUGGGUUCCCCUCAGGUAUCUGCAUCGGUUCUUGAGGAUCUUCUCAACGCGUCGUCUGCCCCAGAUUCUUUAUUUGAGGUUACUGCUAUUGUUACACAACCCCCUUCUGGAAGAGAUCGGGGAAGAAAAGUGAUGCCUUCCCCAGUUGCACAACAUGCUCUUGAUAGAGGCUUUCCUUCUGAUUCAAUUUUCACACCUGAACGAGCUGGUGAGGAAACAUUCUUGUCCAAUCUAAGAGCUCUGCAGCCAGAGCUUUGCAUUACUGCAGCAUAUGGGAAUAUUUUACCUAACAAGUUUCUCAAGAUUCCACCAUUGGGGACUGUUAAUAUACACCCAAGUUUGCUCCCACUGUAUCGUGGUGCUGCUCCUGUCCAACGAGCAUUGCAGGAUGGUGUGAAGGAAACAGGAGUAUCACUAGCAUUUACAGUUCGGGCAUUGGAUGCUGGACCUGUCAUUGCUUGUGAAAAAAUGGAAGUUGAUGAUCAGAUUAAGGCACCAGAUUUGCUUGCUUUGCUGUUUUCUCGAGGAUCUAAACUUCUGAUUCGUGAGCUUCCCUCCAUAUUUGAUGGAUCAGCAAAGGUGAAAGCCCAAGCCCAAGAUGAUGCUAGAGCUACUCUGGCUCCAAAGAUUACUCCUGAGGAGUCAUGGCUGUCCUUCGAUCAAGAAGCUACAGUCAUACACGAUAAGGUUCGGGCAUUUGCAGGAUGGCCAGGGACCCGAAUUAGAGUAGUUGCCAUCAACAAAGAAAGUGGUGACCGCAAUAUUCUAGAACUCAAAAUUAUCACCACCAGAGUUUGCAGCAGUGACAAUAUUCGGGGUAAUGAAGUUGAUGACGUGAUUUUUUUUAAGGGUUCAUUGGUGUUCCCAUGUGGUGGAGGCACAGUGCUUGAGGUAUUGGAGGUUCAACUACCAGGUAAGAAAGUAGUAAAUGCAGCUGCAUUUUGGAAUGGGCUGCGAGGUCAACAGCUGAAGAAGAUAUAGUAGAGGUUUCCAUUUUAAUGGCAACACAAGAUGUUUGUCGAGAUUAUGCGAAAAUCCAACACCGAGGCAUUUCCAUCCAAAGGUCACAUUUCAUUUGACGGAUUGUACAUCUGAUGAAGCGAACGAAGGUCAAACAUAAUCAGGUUUUUCUACAUUAAAAGGAAAGAUUAUCCUGAUCUUUCCUAGCCUGUAGAAUUUCUGGAAGAAUUAGGGUUUUUAUCAGAUGAUCUAAAUUGUCAGAAGCUUGUUCAUUAGACACUGUCAAAUUCUUGUCUUGUUCCUUAAUUCAGUCAAUCUUUAUUAUGUUUCAGUGGUUGCCACAAUGAAUUGCACUGACUAACCUAUGCAUGAUUUACGGUUUCUAUGACUUAA
This is a messenger RNA of Diospyros lotus (date-plum), 1589 nucleotides long. RefSeq lists its product as uncharacterized. The coding region runs from base 123 to 1217 and encodes 364 amino acids. Gene Ontology annotation, biological process: biosynthetic process; conversion of methionyl-tRNA to N-formyl-methionyl-tRNA. Lineage: Eukaryota; Viridiplantae; Streptophyta; Magnoliopsida; Ericales; Ebenaceae. Gene Ontology annotation, molecular function: methionyl-tRNA formyltransferase activity. The transcript is spliced from 11 exons. The record is from RefSeq and is a predicted model, not a curated record.